GGAGGGGAAACUGCUACUUAAAGACAUACAGUCAGAAAGGACAAAGACUUCAGACAGCAAUAUUUGUCUAUUGUUCUGGUAACAGUUAAGCUCUUCUUUAACCUUGGAAUCAUACCUCAGUCACCAGGCUCCUAUGAAUAUGAAAUGACUGAAUCAAACUAAGGCAGUCCAAACGCUUUUCAUAAUUAAAAACCUUGUAACUUUUUGUUAGCUUAGAAGAACAAAACUUCUAAAGUGUUUGAGAGAUGGGAUUAGAGACAUGUGGAAACUGUUUGAGUUGUCUGCUAAUCCCUCUUGCGCUCUGGAGUAUUGUUGUUAACAUCCUAUUAUACUUCCCUAAUGGGAAGACUUUAUAUGCUGCCAGUUACCAGCUUCCCAACUACGUUUGGUAUUUUGAAGGGAUCUGUUUCUCAGGUGUGAUGAUCCUUCUGUUAGCAGUAAUUCUAAUAACACUGGAGAGUAACUUGUUCUAUCGGUGCUGCCAGAGCGAGAGCUGUAACAAAACCUACAGGAGUUUUAUUUCAAUUGUACUAGCCCUGCUUGGAAUUGCUUUCUCCGGGUACAAUUGCAUCAUUUCUGUCUGGGGGUUAAUCCAAGGCCCCUUUUGCAAUUCAUCAACUGGAUGGGAUUAUAUCUUCAAAGACACUGCUGGAAGGUACCUCACAGAUUACUCUGCUUGGUCUCGGUGCACCGAACCUGCAAACAUAGUGGAAUGGAACAUCAUUUUACUCUCUAUCCUAAUAGCACUUAGUGGACUUCAGAUGAUCAUCUGUUUCCUCAAAGUGGCUGCUGAGUUGAAACGGACACUCUGUGGGACCUAUUCUGUCUUUGUUCAGGCUGGGAUUAUCUGAAAUGGCAAGAAAGUCUUCACUGCUGCAAAAUCAAGAGAAGAGAGAAAUGGCUUCUCCAGCAUUUGUUAUGGUAGAUUUGGGUGCUGCGAAGACAAAUGAAACACUUGUCUUAAAUUUUUCUCCCUCAAACCUUUAUAUUUUGGAUAAAGUUUUUUGAAUUGUUUAAUGGCUAAAUGCUGAACACCUGCAUUUUCCUAAAGAGGCACUGUUUUCUAACUUGUCUGGUUGUCCCUGGCAGUGACUCUCUAUUUUUUCUUUUGACUCUCCAACUUGUUCUGACAAUAGGGAUGUUUGAAUACCGUGGGACUGCUUUCAUACUGAAACUUCCUUUUCUGAGUAAACUGCUGUAUAUAAGCGUACUCCUCUUCUUUCUCCUCUCUUUGUUUAUAAUGGAGGAACACUUCUUGUUCUGAAAGAGCCUGAUUCAAAGUCUACUAUGGCAGGCAUUAUUCUCCUGAGAAUUAGUAUGCUGAAUCAAGCCUUGACACUUCUAAAUGACUAAUUUUAAUUACAGACAGAACCAUUAUGGUCAUGAAAGCAGUAGUCUGACCUAUUCUAUCUAGAAACUUUUUAACUGCACGAAGUGGUUACUGAAAAUUACUGUAGAGCCUUCUUGAGGUACAGCUUGUAGAAAGACACCAAGGCCUGAUUUAAGAUUAGAUACAUAGCUCUGAAGUCAGCUGUGCUAAUUAGUAUGCUGUGAUAGCUGUGCUGGAUUUCUUCUUCUUUUGAUGUUCAAAGGCAGGCUUUUUUUUUUCUUUCUUUCUUUCUUUUUCUUUCUUUCUUUCUUUUUUUUCUUUUUCUUUCUUUUUUUUUUUUUUUUGAACAAAUGCUACAAGAAUUAUUAGGGAACCCUGUGAGUACCAAACACUAACUGGUAAAUGCCAUGACUUUGCUGCAUUGGAGGGGUAACAUGCUUGCUGAUAAUAAUCAGAUGAAAAAGAAUCAUCUUUUAAAAAUUAACAGUUAAAAAGUUUUGUUAAUGUCCUCAAAGAAUUAUUUCAUUUCCAGUGGAAAUUCAGUCAUUUACAGGGAGGCAUGAUAAGAAGGUAUAUGAUUACAAAAUGGGAUUUCUUUGCAACUGUACACUUGGUUUUCUAUAGGCUUACAGGUAUGUCGUACCGUAUGUGAUAAUCCUAUAUUCUGAGAAGGGAAAACAAAAAAUUUGUCAACCCUUACCUACCAAAUAGCUUGCAGAAUCUGGCAGGUUUCGUGACUGCAAACCAUAUAAUUGAUUAUUUUGAGAAUGUUAGAAAUAUCUGGAAAAGAUUUUGGUUAUUUGAAUGAAAAAUAGUAUGCAUGGGAUACACAUUCAGAGCAGAAAACGCCCAGAAUUGCAAAAUAUUCCGUAGAUGAAUGGCUCCAUCUUACUGAGGAAAGAAAACAAAGAGGGUAUUCUUUUCAGGGUCCAGCCCGGUCAUAGGGAAAAUACAGAUUUAUCUUUAGGCAAACAGGGUCUGUUUAAGUAGAUCUGCUGGAUAAAACCAAUGAAAUACCUACAGUUUGCACCUGGAAACUCUUAACCCCUUCUCCUGCUCUUAACUGUCCUUUUCUCCACUUUCCCAAACGUUUGUCUCUGACAAUGAAAAGUUUUGAGUUUGACUGUUAGGAAACACAAGGAAAAGUUUCACAUUUUUUUCCACAGGGAUAUUGUUAGUGCUGGAAUUAGCCAUGGAUACAGAUCAGCUGACUUUGUUUCAUGUAUUAUUGUGAUUGUGUCCUGUGAACCUACAUUUCCUCUCUACCUCUGGCUUGUAUCUCUUAUUUCUGUGGCUUAAAUCAAAGAAUACACUGUGUAAUUUGGUUAUUUUUAAAA
Molecule: messenger RNA, 2667 nt
Organism: Rhea pennata
Lineage: Eukaryota; Metazoa; Chordata; Aves; Rheiformes; Rheidae
Gene: TM4SF18
Product: transmembrane 4 L six family member 18
Exons: 5
Coding region: 246-851 (201 amino acids)
Cellular component (GO): membrane
Source: RefSeq, a predicted model, not a curated record